CUCCACUCUGGCUCUGUCUCUCUGGCUCGCUCGCUUGUUACCUCCUCGAACUCUUCUCAAUUUCUUACAAGAACCGUUACAAAACCGCCUCAUUACGCUCUCUAAAACGAACACUUUAUUCAGUCGUUUCAUUUCCACCCUUAGAUCCACUUCAACGGUUUUGAUUUCACCUCAAAUCUGAGAGACAAGUCACGGGAGUCACCCGUUCCUCUUAAACAGCCAAAGAAUUCACAUUGGAAAUGUGAAAGUAUGCAUGGAACUUGGUGGAAGUGUCGCACUUUUUGCAUCUUUAUAUGUUACUGGUUUUGGAUGAGACUUCUGAUUUAGAUUAGUAGAAUUAUGAACAGUUGUGUCAUGUAUGAAUAAAACAUCAUAGUGCUGUCUAAACUAUUAUCAAUCAUUCCCAGGUUGAGAAAAAGAUCAUCAAUUGAGAGGCAAAGCUGAAGCGAGAUUUGGAGUGGGAGAAGGGCCAGAAGUAGGUUUAGAUGAGGGAUUAGGGUGUCAACCUUUUAGGGCUAGAAGGUUUUAGAGAAUGUAGGAAGCUUGUUGUGUGUAAUAUACAAGCUAUUUUUGUAGAAAAUGCUUAUAUGCACAUACACAAUUCCUUUCAUUUGUAGCUUCUUUUUAAAGAACACAGAGAAAAUUAAAACGUAGAAAAGUAGAAAAUGAAUUUCACGGAACCUCAGACUGUGUUUCCCUUAGGAAUACCAGAUUGGAGUUGUCAUAUAGUCCAGAUAGACUUGCAUAAGUGGCAGGAAGUAGAGGGUGGAGUAGAAGUUACUACUUUCUUUUAGACCAACUCAAUAUUAGAUUCAGAAGAUAGGGGAAGAUAUAAUAUCGGCAAAUGUCAUGGUUCCUGGAAAGAUCUACAAUUCAGAAGAUUAAUAUGGAUCUGUAGAGUGACAAUUGUGAGAGUUGGAAGAUGGCCUUUUAUUCUGAGGAGGAGAAAACUGAGGAUUAUCUUUUUAAAAUUGUUCUGAUUGGUGAUUCUGCUGUUGGGAAAUCUAAUUUGCUUGCAAGAUUUGCUAGAGAUGAGUUCUACCCAAAUUCGAAAUCAACCAUAGGAGUAGAGUUCCAGACCCAAAAGAUGGAUAUUAACGGAAAGGAAAUUAAGGCACAAAUCUGGGAUACAGCAGGUCAGGAGCGAUUCAGGGCUGUUACAUCUGCAUAUUACCGAGGUGCAGUUGGAGCUCUUCUGGUCUAUGACAUUAGUAGACGACAGACAUUCGACAGCAUUGGCAGAUGGCUUAAUGAACUUCACACGCAUUCAGACAUGAAUGUAGUAACCAUACUAGUAGGCAACAAGUCAGAUCUCAAGGAGGCGAGGGAGGUAACAACUGCGGAAGGGAAGGCCUUGGCAGAGGCACAGGGCUUGUUUUUCAUGGAGACUUCAGCUCUAGAUUCCUUGAACGUUACAGCUGCUUUUCAAACCGUCGUCAAAGAGAUCUACAAUAUAUUAAGCCGGAAAGUUAUGAUAUCGCAAGAGCUGAAGAACAAGGAUUCCACCUCAUUGACAAAUGGAAAGACAGUGGUUUUACAAGGAGGGAAAAAUGAAUCAGCAGCAGCAGAAAAUGGGGAGCCUAGAAAGGCUGGAUGUUGUUCAACUUAACAUGUAACAAUCAGCUUAAAUUUGCUAGUGAAACUGAAAUUCAGCAAGCCCCCCCCACAUUUCUUCUUCUCCAUGGUUUCGAUCAGCUUCUUGAUCUUGUUGAAAUGUUAUUUAAUUUUUUUUUUCUUCUUUUUUUGGCUUGUUUUCUAUGGAUGAUUAAUGAUGGCUGAAGAAGGAUUAACAAAUGUAAAUUACCUCAAGGGAACUUCAAAACUAAUUAUAUCAUACAUUCCAUUUUAUACUUGUAUUUUUCUAUAUUA
Molecule: messenger RNA, 1869 nt
Organism: Pistacia vera
Lineage: Eukaryota; Viridiplantae; Streptophyta; Magnoliopsida; Sapindales; Anacardiaceae
Product: ras-related protein RABA5a
Exons: 5
Coding region: 923-1609 (228 amino acids)
Cellular component (GO): endosome
Molecular function (GO): GTPase activity; GTP binding
Source: RefSeq, a predicted model, not a curated record